This is a messenger RNA of Salvia hispanica, 1117 nucleotides long. Its product is annotated as carbonic anhydrase 2-like. The record is from RefSeq and is a predicted model, not a curated record. Gene Ontology annotation, molecular function: zinc ion binding; carbonate dehydratase activity. Gene Ontology annotation, biological process: carbon utilization. NCBI's taxonomy places the organism in Eukaryota, Viridiplantae, Streptophyta, Magnoliopsida, Lamiales, Lamiaceae.
ACGCACUACUAUAAUAGAACAAGAUCGGCCUGCCCUUUAGGACGCAUUGGUUUAUUCCGAGUCAGAGACAAAAGAUUUCUCAGGCGAAAAAGAAAAGAGAGUGAAAUGGCUUUGGAGGUAUACGAGGAAGCCAUCGCAGGACUUAAGAAGCUUCUGAGUGAGAACGGCGAAUUGGAAGGUGCAGCAGCGGCCAAGGUUAAGAAGCUGAUGACGGAGCUCUCGGGCGCGGCAGCCUCAAAGGCGGGCUUCGACCCGGUUGCCAGGAUUCAGGCCGGGUUCGAGCAUUUCAAGAAGGACAAUUACGAGAAAAAUCCUGCUUUGUACGAGGAACUGUCCAAAACCCAAACUCCAAAGUUUUUGGUAUUUGCUUGCUCUGAUUCGCGAGUAUGCCCUUCGCACAUAUUGAAUUUCCAACCUGGUGAGGCUUUUAUGGUGCGGAACAUUGCUAGCAUGGUUCCACCAUAUGAUCAGAAGAAAUAUUCAGGGAUGGGGGCUGCAAUUGAAUACGCAGUGAUUCAUCUGAAGGUGGAGAAUAUAUUAGUAAUUGGACAUAGCUGUUGUGGAGGGAUAAAGGGCCUCAUGUCCAUCCCUGAUGAUGGGACCACGCAGAGUGAUUUCAUAGAAGAGUGGGUGAACAUCUGUAAGGUGGCUAAGGCGAAGGUGCGGUCCGAAUGUAAAGACUUGGAUUUUGGCGAACAAUGCACUCAUCUGGAGAAGGAGGCAGUGAAUGUUUCUCUGGGGAACCUAUUAACAUAUCCCUUUGUGAGGGAAGCUGUGGUGAAAAAAACUCUGUCGCUUAUGGGAGGCCACUACGACUUUGUCAACUGCGCAUUCGAGCUCUGGAAUCUCGACUUCAACCUUUCCCCUUCUCUCUCACUAUGAGCCAUACCAACAUUAAUUCAUGCUUUUUGUAUAUUACUGGCAUUUCAUCGCCACAGAAUAAGGUCUCUUCACUGUAAAAUGAGGUUACUUUCUACAUUUUUUUUGGUAUUUUCCGUUAUAGAUAUAGCCAAGGUCUCGAAACCUUGCAAGUGUGUGCAUUGAGUGAAGUGACAUGUAUUUGAACAAUACCAACCUUUCCCUUAUUGAAAUGGCCAAAAAGGCAUGUGAAAGUUAA